AGGAUUCCUAUUUGGGCGUAAAGUAUUUCCCAUAUCUAAAACGUGAUAGCUUCUGGAGUUCUCCAACCGACUCGGUGGAGUCCAUACGCCAUCGUACAUUUCUACAAUUUCUGAACCUCUGAGUCUGAUCUUCUUCGUCACAAAUCACAAUGCAGAUUCCAAAACCCUAAGCCAAGUACAAUAGCUAUGGAAGAAGAUCCCAAAUCAAACAGCACCCAAAACGGCGACGUCGAGCGCCAUUUCUUCGAUCCCGUCGAUGAAUACCCCUUCUACGAUUGCGUCGACACCCCCGCUGAGUUGAAUGUGGACGCAUCACUCGAAUCCAUUAUUAAAUCCUCGCCGGAAACACGUCUUCCAGUGAAUCUCCGUCGCCGCCGGUCUGUCUCUCAGCGGAACGAAGGAAUUUUUUGCAACGAUUUGGAUGACUCAUCAAAGCCUGUUUCUUCGGUAAGUUUGGGAAAUGUUGUGAAUUUUAGAGCGAGGAAGUACAGAUUUUCGCAGAAUGUGAAGGAAAAAGGGCGAGGAGGUGACAAUUUGGAUAGGAAUCAGAGUAGUGAUUCGAAGGGUCCAAACCCUAAUUCUGCAGUACAUUCUGAGCAUAGUCAAGUUAAUAACUCGAUCAAUACUCCCGUUGACACGCAUUCUGGAGAAAGUACGUACAGUUUUUCUCAGAAUUUGAAAGAAAAUGAGAAGAGAAAUGGAAAUUCGGAUUCAUCGAUGCUUAAACUUAGCUCAGAAAGAGCCCAUAAUGGCAUAGACAAAGAAAAUAGAGAGAAUUCCACCAUUACGACCGAGAAUAAUGAAAAAAAUGCGGAGUAUAUUACGGAUGAUUUGAGUUCGGGUGAAACGGAUUACACUUCUUCCGAUUUUCUAUUUUUCUUAGCCAAUUUAGUGAUUAAAGCAAUAGUGUUUCAAAUAAAUUCGUUAAUUAGUUUCGUUACGUUUCCUAUUUGGUUAUUGUAUUGUUCUUACAUAUUUGUUAUUGACCCUUUUCGGGCCAUAAGGUGUGUUAAAGAUUAUGUGAUGGGGAAAUUGUUGAGCAUAUGGGGCUUAGUAUGUGAAAGUGCUUCACCAUUUGUAUAUGAAUGGUUGAAAGGGCAUAAAUCAUUCUGGAGGUUGGCAUUAAAUUUUGGUUGGGGAUUCUUGUGGUCGGUUUAUGUGUGUGCUGUUGUGGUUGGUUUGCUGGUGAUGGCAUUUGUGGUAAGUGGGUUUGUGAUGAAGUAUUUAGUGGAGGAGCCAAUUCAGAUAAAGGAGAAUUUGAAUUUUGAUUAUACGAAGACCAGUCCUGUUGUGUUUGUGCCUAUAUCAGAAUGUUUUGGUGUUUCUUGUGGUGAGAAUUGUGGGGAAAAAAGUGAAAUUGGGAAUAUUGGGGGUUCACGGGUGAUACCACCUUAUCAUAUAUUGCAGGUUUCUGUUUCUAUGACUUUGCCGGAGUCAGACUACAAUAGAGAUCUGGGGAUCUUCCAGGUCAGGAUAGACUUCCUCUCUACUGAUGGUAAAGUCCUUGCAAGUUCAAGGCAUCCUUGCAUGUUGCAAUUCAAAAGCCAGCCGAUCCGCCUUAUGUUGACUUUCCUUAAGAUCGCUCCUCUUCUUACUGGCUAUUCAUCAGAGUCCCAAACAUUGAGCGUAAAGAUUAAGUUAAGAGGUCAUGAGCCCACUGCCUGCUUAAGGGUAAUAAUUGAACAAAGAGCAGAAUUUCAGCAUGGUGCUGGUAUCCCUGAGAUAUAUGCUGCAUCCCUCAAUGUUGAGUCAGAACUUCCUCUGCUGAAAAGGAUUUUAUGGGAUUGGAAGAAGACAAUAUUUAUAUGGAUUAGCAUGACAGUGUUUACAAUGGAGCUUUUUUAUACUCUACUCUGCUGCAAACCUGUCAUAAUGCCAAGGGUAAGGUUGAGGUAUGGUUCUGCUGGCUGUAGUACUCCAGUUCAAAGGUAGCUUGGGCAUUGGGUUUUCCAGAUUUAUGGAUGAUGAAAGAAUGACCUCUCUUGGCUUGCUGAGCAGAUUCUCACCUUUGCACAUAUGUGGUAUGCUACCACAACUUCCAUAGCCCAUUUUCUUAUGUAAUGUUUUUUUAGCAAUUUUUAAGAAUGUUUUUUCGAACCUUGUGUAGAUUUCAUCGUAAUCAUUAUUGUUAUGUACUUUUUGAAGUAAGUAGAAGACAGCAUAUGUAUACUGCUUAAUCAGUUACUUGUUUUUGGUUGGCUUGCCAAUGAAUCAUCUUGGGUUGUAAUUCGUAAGGGAAUAGAACACGAUAUGUUUCAGUUGAUUACAC
This is a messenger RNA of Ilex paraguariensis (yerba mate), 2269 nucleotides long. The record is from the annotation of a GenBank genome assembly. NCBI's taxonomy places the organism in Eukaryota, Viridiplantae, Streptophyta, Magnoliopsida, Aquifoliales, Aquifoliaceae.